CCGGCCAUCUCCACCGCCAGCCCGGCCUGUCCAGCUGAUCCAAAACACAAGCUCAGAGCCCGAAUUUCUCCCGCAAAUCUACCCUUUUUUCAGCCCUUUCGCGAUGGAUCUGCGGGCGGUUUUGGCGACAGCAGUGUGCCUGAGUGUGGGCGUGAUUGGUGCGGCGCCGGAAGAGCAGUGCCAUACGUUCGCGGGCGGGGCAGUUUACCCAAAUACAGAAGGCAGGGCUUCGGGGCACAGCCUGCAGUGGACCAAAGCCAUGAUCAGCAGACCGGCCCCAGAGUGGGAAGGCACUGCGGUCAUCGACGGAGAGUUCCGUGAGCUCAAGCUGAAGGAUUACCGGGGGAAAUACCUGGUCUUCUUCUUCUACCCCUUGGACUUUACAUUUGUCUGCCCAACGGAAAUCCUGGCUUUCAAUGACCGCGUUGAGGAGUUCCGCAAGAUGAACACAGAGGUCGUGGCCUGUUCCAUAGACUCGCACUUUACCCAUCUUGCCUGGACUAACACGCCACGCAAGGAUGGUGGCCUGGGAAAGCUCAGGAUCCCACUGCUGUCUGACAUCACCCACAAGAUCUCUCAGGACUACGGUGUCUACCUAGAGGACCAAGGCAUUGCCCUCAGGGGCCUGUUCAUCAUUGAUGACAAGGGAGUACUGAGACAGAUCACCAUGAACGAUCUCCCUGUGGGCCGGUCUGUGGAUGAAACCCUGCGUCUGGUUCAGGCCUUCCAGUUCACAGACCAGCAUGGGGAAGUCUGCCCAGCCGGAUGGAAGCCUGGGGAUGACACGAUCAUCCCCAACCCAGAAGAGAAACUCAAAUACUUCAAGAAAGCCAACCAGUAGGGCCAGUCCAGCUGUUGCAUGGGGUUGCAAAACAAGCCUGCGGUGGAAGGAGGAGCGAAGAGAAGCCUCGAAGAAAUAGGGGGGGGUUGGAAGAUGGGAGCAAGAUAAGGAGAGAACAAAUCAGAGGGAGAAGUUGAAAGCAUUGUUGAAAGUUCCUCCAGUCCCGUGCGAAAUCGAGUGGAUUUGGUGACGGCGGGGAUGAUCGCUUCUUAAGAGUGUUCUUUAGGCGCAUUUUCGAGGAUGUACAAAACCCGGUGAUGGGAAUAUUGGAGUAUGUAUGUCAUGUGAGGAAAUUUGAUGCUAAAGUGAUCUGUUGUUGUUUGUUUGUUUUUGUUUUUGAUAAAUUUGUUGAUGUAUCUGGGUUGAUGAUGUUUUUUUGCAUACGUGUAUUUGAAUUUUUGGAUAAAAGAAUAAAGCUUUAUUUUUUCAUGAAUAUUUUGGUGUGUUCAAAAGCAAGAUAGUUCUGUUUAUUACAUUCCUAGUGCAAUUAAAUCUGUAAAACUCUAUAAGGAAGCCAAACCUUAUGAAUCCAUAUUGGUUUUUGUUAAACAUUCCAAUCCUAAAAAAUAUAUAAUGUUAUGCCAAUCCUACAGAAAUAAAAAUUAUACGCAUUUUGCCAUUUCAGUUUCAUUGUAAUGUGUAUAACUUUAUUUUUUUCCAUUACUAUACUGCAUCAUAAUCACCAAAGUUCAUAACCCUUUUGAUGAAUGUACACAAGUAAAACUGAAUUGAUGAAUAACUAAUCUUUGUUCAGGAAUUGUGAAAUUUAACCACAAUCUCUGUUGUAACUGGUGAUUCACAAUUCCACACAGCACCCCACAACAGGUAGUUCACACGUGUCUGUUGUAGAUGUUACUCAUCGUCGGCCAUGCACUGACGAGGCUAAAGAGCUUAUGUGAAGUGAUUUGUCAAUAAUUGAUUAAAGCAGUGAUAACAGA
This is a messenger RNA of Penaeus indicus, 1779 nucleotides long. Its product is annotated as peroxiredoxin-4-like. NCBI's taxonomy places the organism in Eukaryota, Metazoa, Arthropoda, Malacostraca, Decapoda, Penaeidae. Gene Ontology annotation, cellular component: endoplasmic reticulum; cytosol. Gene Ontology annotation, molecular function: thioredoxin peroxidase activity. The record is from RefSeq and is a predicted model, not a curated record. The transcript is spliced from 6 exons. The coding region runs from base 104 to 841 and encodes 245 amino acids. Gene Ontology annotation, biological process: response to oxidative stress; cellular response to stress; hydrogen peroxide catabolic process.